This is a messenger RNA of Hirundo rustica (Barn swallow), 680 nucleotides long. RefSeq names its product lymphocyte antigen 6E-like. Gene Ontology annotation, molecular function: acetylcholine receptor inhibitor activity. The record is from RefSeq and is a predicted model, not a curated record. NCBI's taxonomy places the organism in Eukaryota, Metazoa, Chordata, Aves, Passeriformes, Hirundinidae. The transcript has 3 exons. Bases 89 to 469 code for a protein of 126 amino acids.
AAGCCAGAGACGAGGCAGUGCCAGUAUAAAACCUUCCUGGGGCGCAUCUUCCCGCACCGCUCCAGCUGCGAGGGCACGAGGACCAACCAUGAAGGCUUUUCUGGUGGCCCUGCUGGCUGCAGUCCUGUGUGCCCAGCAAGCUUCCUCCCUGUUUUGCUACAUCUGUGAGAACGAACAUUCCAACUGGAACUGCAUGAAAACCUACAAGUGUGAGGACCAUGAGAAAUUCUGCACGACCACGUACAGCACUGCCGGAUUUGGCAAGGACGUGGGACACCGCAUCACCAAGAAAUGCUCUGCGGACUGUCCCGAGACCAACGUGAACUUCGGGAUGGCCGCUUACUCCACCAAGUGCUGCAGCACCUCCCUCUGCAACUUCAGCGGCGCCAACAGCAUCCGGAUCAACUACGCCGUGAUCCUGCUGGGAAUCGUGGGGAGCUUGGUCUGUGUGCUCAGGGUGGGACUGUGACCGGGGGCGGCAGGAGAUGUGACCACCCGGGAAGCCACGAGGUAUUCCCGAAGCGAGAAACCUCGGCCGGGUGUUUCCAGCAGUGACCCUGUUUUAUUCCAAGACAUUGCUUCAGAUCCCAACAUGACGCGGCAGCGUAGAUCCCGUUUUUCCCCCCGCCCCCCGUUGUUUUAUACUAAUUUUUCCCCUGGAAAAAGCUCUUUUGAUAGCG